This is a messenger RNA of Rotaria sp. Silwood2, 783 nucleotides long. The record is from the annotation of a GenBank genome assembly. Lineage: Eukaryota; Metazoa; Rotifera; Eurotatoria; Philodinida; Philodinidae.
AUGAACAGGCAUCUAACUAUUGGUGAUCGUUGGCUGGUAAUUUCGUUACGAGUGGACCAAUGCCUUAGUUUUCGUCAUAUAGCACGCAUUAUCAAUUGUACACAUCAAACGGUGCACAAUAUUUUGCAGUUAUUUCAUGAAACUAAUAAUGUGAUAGAACUCGAAGGACGUGGUGGUGGCAAUUCGUUGAGCGAUGAUAAAUUUCACACUGUGAUACGAUUAUUGUACAGAUAUCCGAGUGAAACAUCGUCUCAAUUAAACAAUCGAUUUUAUCAACGAACUGGACGUUUUGUUACUACUCGAGUCAUUAGAAAUUAUCGGAGGCGAUUGGGUUUUCAUCCUGUUCACGCCAAAAUUCAACCCCUACUAAAUCAAAGACAUACCGAUGAUCGAUUAGCAUUUUAUCAACAGCAUACUCACGAUGAUUGGAGUCAAUUUAUUUUCGUUGAUGAAAAAGUCUUCCAGGUUGAUGCUUCACGGCUUGUUUAUUGGAUUCCUUGCGGCCGAUCACGUCCAACUACAUUUCGUAGUCAAAUCAAUCAGUUGACUCCCUAUUGUCGACGACCUGAUAAUGAUGACAAAGAAGAAGAAACAUCUGAUACAUUCAAUGAAAAUAUAGCAAGCAAUAUUACUUUUGAAAAAUUGAGUGAACAAGGCGUAACAAGUGAACAACUUCUUAAGUGGUCAGCACUCAUCGAUCUUGCUGAACGAUAUGAAACGAAUAAUCAAAGUUCAGAAUUGUUCUAUAACUGUUCAUCGCCAUGGUUUGGGUUGAAAUGUUAA